Molecule: messenger RNA, 1920 nt
Organism: Trichobilharzia regenti
Lineage: Eukaryota; Metazoa; Platyhelminthes; Trematoda; Strigeidida; Schistosomatidae
Source: the annotation of a GenBank genome assembly
AUGAGCAUUAUUUGCAUGAAGCACUGCUCGUCAUUGCUUCAGAGAUCAGUGGACUCACUUAACUUAUUACAAGGUCUCUCACACCGCGACGAAUCAGCUAGACAUGAAGCAGCUACAACUAUUCAACGAAUAUUUGAUUCGUGGUACUUCGGAUUCGGAAGCCCUGCCGUUGCGGGAUUCCUGGAAACUAUGGCCAACGAUACCGGUGGUGCCACACUUGAUACUUCGAUGCAUGGUCUUAUUACAGAGCAAAUCCCAGAUCUCUUAAGGAUUUCGUAUACUGGUCCAUCUUCUGAUAUACGGUCUGCUGCAAGAGAUAUUCUUCGUGACCUGAAGACAAAAAAGGGUUUCAGAAUACCAAAUAUCACUUCACUAUCGCCUAGUUUUAUUCUCCCACUAAAUGAAAUGGAACAUAUGAAGUGCCUAACGGAUGAACCAAAUGAAGGGGAUAUUCACUAUACUACUUACAUCCUAUUUCGGGAAUACUGGUUCCAAUGGGGACGCCUAAGCAAUUAUAUCAAUGUGAUGGGGUAUCACCCCGAAUAUCUUGAAUGCUUCAUGAAACUGAAGGACCACCUCUUCCGUGGUGAUUUACCAUUACCUUAUCCAGAUCGUUACUACUUGGCAAUCAUUGCAGCCGCUGAACAACGUUGUAUUUACUUGGUUCUUCUCUUUGUUCGUCAAUUUAUCAGUUCUGGUGGUCCCUUGUCUUGGUUGCAAGGCGUACAAUAUGGGCCGCCGAAAUGGCGCCAGUUAUGUGGUCUAAAUAGAGACCUUACUAAUCGUCCUUGGAAAAUUACAGCUGAUGAUAUAUACAACUUAACCCACGGUGGGGAUUCGAAUCCGUCCAAAGAAGCUUUGUCAUUAUCAGAAUUGAUGCAUGCUGUUGGUAUUUUGUCUCAGGUGCAUGCCUUAGCUUGUUUCAUAUUUGGUUGCGGAAUUCGUCCUGAGAUUGAUAAUUACGAUGGUUUGAUUAAUUUAAACGAGGGAAACAGUACUAAUCAUGACGAAAAGACUUAUGACAAUUAUGCACAUUCGUAUAGUCAAGUAAAUAAUGGAAAUCCUCCUAGUAAUCAUCAGGACCUUGAAACUAGAGACAAAUGCUUUUGUUCAAUCGAACCAUGGGAUAAUCGCGUUACGGAAAAUGGCAAUGCAAAUAGUCAGAACUCACAUACCGAUCAGUCUCUCGAUGAAGACAAAAAGUUAUCAGCAAGCAAAUUGCUGAAAAUCAUUCAGACAGAAGAUUCAACUUGGGAGGAAGUUGCAGAAGAUAUUGUCGCUGAACAAUUCCUAGCUGCAAUCAGAUCUAAUGUUCAGUUAGAUUCAGAAAACCUUUUCCCGUCUAGUGGUAUGAUGAAGCAUAUUGAAAAGCUAUCUCAUCAUCCACUUAUCUCUCGUUUCUUGGAUUCACCACAAUCUGGUUACAAAAACUUUGAUACUCGUCCAUUCCAUGUUGCAGAAUAUUCAUGGCAAGAGGAAGGCUCGGCUUUAGCCGAUCGUUUAUGUACAGAACUUGGCUCACUUUUGGACGAAAAAUUCCGUAAUGCAUAUGAUUUGACAUAUAACACUUUGAAUAGUAUAACAAACGUGGAUACUUCUCUCUAUCGUCGAACAGUGUGGAAUGAAGUUCAAAGUUUUUUUGGUAUUUGUCAUGACGACUUUCGUUAUGAUCGUGUAGAUCGUUUGCUUACUGUUUCACAACGUGCCUAUUUGAAACUAUGUGCCACUUUUCCAGUAGCCGUUUUUUCAGUUCAAACUCUCAAAUUUGAGAACAUUUUCCCAGCGCUAUCAUCUUCUGAAAUGAUUCAUGUUAUCCUUAUGGUUAUAGAAGCAAGGCAACAGGCUUGUUUACUGUAUGUUCUUCGGGCUAUUUCUGAAUGUCAGACUAGAAUAUCUUCCUACAUUGUCUGCAAUUCUUGA